AUGGUGAUUAUGGUUGCUAAGCUGGCUUUUUCAAACCAUUUCUUGGUUGAUCCGAUUGGCUUCGCAGGUAUCCUUUUAUUAGUUUGGAAGCAGGGUUUGAUUGACUUAAAGGUUAUCAACCACUCUUACCAAGUCAUCCAUGCCAAGGUGAUCUAUGGAACUGAAUCUUGCUUUGCUUCGUUUGCUUAUGUUCGACCUAAUCUGAUGGCCAAGACAAGAUUUUGGGAAGAUUGUAAAUGGUUCACUGAUGUUUGUGAUGGUCUGUGGAUUUUUCUAGGUGACCUCAACGACAUCGCCAAUGUUGAUGAACAAUGGGGUAGUGAGGUGGUGAAUUCGAAUACCACUCGUAAGUUCUUGGAGUCUUAUAGUGAAUGUGGUUUGAUCGAUCCGGGGGCAUCAAGUCCCUUCUUUACUUGGUGUAGACAUGUGGGGAACCGUGUAGUGCAAAGAUGCAGACUUGAUAGGGUCUUGUGGAAUGUUGAGACUCAGAUCAACUUCCUUGAAGCAAAGGUUAUUGUUCUCCCUAGACUUCACUCAUAUCAUCACCCUAUCUUGUUCAUGAGUAUGACGGGCCCCCCUCCUCCUCGUGAUAGCCGCCCUUUCCGGUUUGAGGCGGUAUGGAUUUCCAGAGAUGACUAUGGUGAGCUUUGUAAAGCAUCUUUGAGGAACUAUGGUGGCACCUUUCUUGAGUUCAUUAAGGACAUCAUAGCUAAAAGCCACCAUUGGAAUUGGAACGUAUUUGGUAAUAUUUUCAAAACAAAGAGACACUUGGAGGCAAGAAUUAGGGGUCUCCAACAAUUGUCCAAUUAUCCUAGCUCGGAGGGAGUUCUUAAUUUGGAGCGUCGUCUUAUUUCUGGUCUUAACAAUGUCCUUGAUCAGGAGGAAACCCUUUGGUUUCAUAAAGCUAGAAUUUAG
Molecule: messenger RNA, 915 nt
Organism: Ipomoea triloba (trilobed morning glory)
Lineage: Eukaryota; Viridiplantae; Streptophyta; Magnoliopsida; Solanales; Convolvulaceae
Exons: 1
Coding region: 1-915 (304 amino acids)
Source: RefSeq, a predicted model, not a curated record